CUCUAGUUUCUGGCGGUGAAAGCGGAAGUUGGGGGGACUGAGUCUUUCAUCUGCGGGGUUGCCGCGCGGCGUCCGGUGAGAAAUGGAGGUGGGCGCGGCGGGGGAAGAUGGUCGCGAUGGCCCCCGGCAGCGGCGAGACUGGGGCGAAGCUGGGACGCUGCCGCAGAACCACCAAGUGCGGCCUCAGUCCACGCCAGACACGCUUCCAAAGUACUCCUACUGGUUGGAUCUGUGGCUCUUCCUCCUCUUCGACCUGGUGUUGUUUCUCUUCGUGUACCUUUUACCCUGAAUGCUUUGCCUGAUAAUCAAAAUUAAGUUGGCUCCUGGAGUGGAUUCUGAAAAUGACUGCAAACUUCUUGAACAAAGAACAGAUGGGAUUUCAAACUGUACAACAGAAGAAUUUCAAACUCUGAGGAACCUUCCUUUCAUUUUACACAUUAUUAAUUUUGGGGACUAUAUUAAAUGGGUAAUGAUUACCCAUUCAUAACUAAGUGAUUACCCAUUUAUAGCUAAGUUCUUAAAACUAGGCUUUCUGAUUGUUUAAAAACUUUUUUUCAAAUAUGUGAUGGCUUUACAGGGCUGAAAAGAGUAUGUAAAAGUUUUGUGUAUUAAUCAUUAAGAAAUAUAGUAAUUUUUCAACAUUUUAAAGGUUUACCACGGUUUAGCAUAAUGCAAAUAGUAUAGUGAAAUAAAAAGGUGAAGUAUUAAAAAAGAUUACUCGAAAGGUAGGAUUUUGAGAGGAGUUAAAGCUAAACAGAAAAUGUAGACCCACAAUGUAUUGGCUCCAAGUACCAGUUUAAUUUUUAGAUUAAAUGGUUCUCUGUUAAUUGUUGCCACGUUGAUACAAUCAUAGGGAAAAUGCAUAAUACCAAAUGUGGGAAGGCUAGGGUACAGAUCCUUUUACCUUGAGGCUUUUCUCCUUUGAGCUUUUGAACUCCCUAAAAUCGGACUAUUGUGUUUCAAACCUACUUUUUAUUGUGGUUGCAUUAAGAAUGUUUGUGGCCAAAACACAUAUUUUAUAAUCUCACUUAAAUACUUAAGCAAAGUCAGCAUAUUUACUUUUUCCACAAUUGAGUACACAGUUGCCCUAAGUUAGAUUUUCUUAAUCAUUCCAGCAGUGAACAAAACAUAUCCUUUCCUUUAUUGAGCUUGUUUUUUUCCCUCAAUGUUAACAAGAAUUUACAUUCUAAGAGUGAUGAGCUAGUAUUUCAUCAGAAACGUCACACUCCUAGGGGACUCUCUUGUUCCCUCCUGGUGUGAGCCAGCUCUGUCCUCUCACUUUAUCUCUAAAUAAAAGCCUCUCACUCGCUCUCCUAAAAUAAAUAAAUAAAAAUAAAGGCCUAUUGUGUUGAGCCACUAAAUGUGGCAGUAAAAAAAAAGGUCUCACUCCUAAAGCAGCUACUAUACACGCCUCAGAAGCUAUUCCUAUUAUGUAACAUAUUCUCAUAGAGCAGAUGUUAGAAAGGCUCUUGUUGACAUUAGUAUUUGAUGUAUGUGAAUUGCCUAAAUAUUUUGGGAAUAUUCCCCCUUCCUUAGAAAUGCAUAGAUGUGGUAAAUUUUAUGUUCUUUACCUUUUAGAAUGGUACUUAGGGUUAGAGUGAGAUCUGGAUUGGUUUUGGAGCAUUUUAAUUACCUAAUGCUGACUAUAGAAAGUUAACAAUUCUAAAAGGAAAUUGGAGCUGUGAAGCUGUAACCUUUUUUGCAAUGUUCAACCUUUUAUGCAAAGGUUGAAGCAUCUGGGGAAACACAGAACUGGGAUUUCAUUGAGUAUACCAAACAGGUUUAAUGAACUGUUUGUGCUGCUUGCUAAUAAUUUUGUCCAAUAAAUGUACGUUGUGUACCCAAA
Messenger RNA from Manis javanica (Malayan pangolin), 1846 nucleotides. Lineage: Eukaryota; Metazoa; Chordata; Mammalia; Pholidota; Manidae. The record is from RefSeq and is a predicted model, not a curated record.